AUGGGUGUGAAGGGGCUAUGGAAAUAUAUUGAGCAGCACGGCGUAGUCUAUGAUGCGCCGAAGGAGAUGGGUGGCCAGGGUUCGUCAUGGGUGCUCCGGCCCAAUCACCUGUUUAUUGACAUGAAUUGCAUCCUGCACAUCGCGUUCGAGAAGACCCACGGGAGCACAACGCGACGCGUCCUGCAGGGGAUUCGCCGCCUGGUGCUGGCGAUCCUACGCCAGGUGCGGCCGAGCUCGACGCUGGGGGUCGUCUUCGACGGCAUCGCGCCGCUGGCGAAGAUCCCGACCCAAAAAGAGCGCCGGGCGUCCUUGUCGCCCCACCCCCCGUCCCGCAGCCCCGCCUCCUCGGAUGGCCUCUUCAGCUGCGAUCUCCUCAACGCGGAGGUUCCCCUGCGGAAGCCGGAGAUCGGCUCCGGCUCCCAGUUCGUCUACGCCUGCGAGGAGUUCCUCGAGGCGAUGCUGCGGGAGAUGGAGCUGGCCCACGACGCGUUGGCGACCUGGACGACGCGGCGGAUGAGCCGGAGCCUCGAGCCCGGGGAGGGCGAGCUGAAAAUCAGCCGCCUGAUUCGCCAGGUCUGGCAAGACGAUGCCCGGAAAGGGGUCUACCGCCCCGAGGACGACGUCGUUCUGGUCGGGAAUGACUCCGACCUCAUCUUGGUCGCGCUGGUGGCGACCCCGUAUCGCGAGCUGACGAUUCUUCACCCCGACACCUUCGCCCGGACCUGCCUGGGGGUGUUGUUCGAGCAGUGGCGGAAGGACCUCCCGAACCCGCCCCUUCCGCUCGAUCUCCUGCCUUCCUACCGCGUCGAUUUCGUCUUUAUACGGCUGCUCGCCGGUGGGGACUACCACGACGGCCUUCGCCAACACGUCGAGGAGCUCUGGAGGAACUAUCGCAACCUCCGCGCGAACUCCGGCUUCUUCCGCCGCCCCCUCCUCCGCGGCGAGGACCUGAGUUUGGAUGUGGAGUUCCUUCGGCGGAUCGUCGGCGUGGGAAAGCGGAAGGAGGAUAGGUGGAAUGGGGGGGGAAGCAAGACGAAGGGCCGGCAGCUCUUGCGCGCCGCGCUGUGGGGGCUCAAGGGGCUCAUCUUCGGCCGCUGUGUGGACUACGCCUUCGAGAGCCCGGACCUCGGCAGGGGCGGGGUCAGCGUGGCGGAUCUCCGGGCCGCCGCGCUGAGCCGGGGGAUCGGGCGGGCGAUCGGGACGGACUCGCCCGUCUCCGCGAUCUCGACCCCCCCUGCCGAUUCGACAUCGUCCGACCACCCGGAAAGUCCGACAUCCCUCACGACGAUGGAGCUGGAGGACCCCGACCGACCCGCCCAAGCGCGACUUACCGUGUUGGAGCAGUACAUCGCCGUUAUGGGGGUUCGGGGACGCUACUCCAAGGAGUUAGACAGGGCGAUUGACCAAUCAACCGACGAUCACGGGAAAAAAUUUACCAUGAGUAAGUCAACGUCAUUUUUGGUGGGCAUGGUAAAGAAAAUAAUGGCAAACGUGGAUAUUAAUCGUCUGUCCAAGGCCGAAAGAGCGCUUUAUAACCCGUUGACUUGUCAAGAUGAACCAACCGCGGACGAAGGAGCCCUCUUGAGGUUGUGA
This is a messenger RNA of Phytomonas sp. Hart1, 1593 nucleotides long. NCBI's taxonomy places the organism in Eukaryota, Euglenozoa, Kinetoplastea, Trypanosomatida, Trypanosomatidae. The record is from the annotation of a GenBank genome assembly.